Molecule: messenger RNA, 525 nt
Organism: Glycine soja
Lineage: Eukaryota; Viridiplantae; Streptophyta; Magnoliopsida; Fabales; Fabaceae
Product: sulfate transporter 4.1, chloroplastic-like
Exons: 3
Coding region: 46-456 (136 amino acids)
Biological process (GO): transmembrane transport
Cellular component (GO): membrane
Source: RefSeq, a predicted model, not a curated record
AGACGUGGACCUGAGGUUGAAAGAAUUUAUUUUGUGAUUCUAGAGAUGGCACCUGUGACAUACAUAGAUUCUAGUGCUGUUCAGGCUUUGAAAGACUUGUAUCAGGAGUACAAAUUACGGGACAUUCAGAUUGCAAUAUCCAAUCCAAGUCCAGAAGUUCUGCUUACCUUGUCUAGAUCGGGUCUGGUGGAGUUGAUAGGCAAAGAAUGGUACUUUGUGAGAGUACAUGAUGUUGUUCAAGUUUGCUUGCAACAUGUUCAAAGCUUGAAAGGAGCAUCUAACAGUCCACAAGCACCAUUCUCUUCAGUAGAGAACAAACCAAGUUUGUUUGCACGAUUAUCAAAAGAGAGACUGGAGAAGCUUUCAAUUACCGACUUGGAGUCUGGUAAUGGCAGGCCUCCACUCCCCGAGGAGAGAGAUUCCAAAUUGGAGCCAUUGUUGUCUAAAGAUCAUUGAAGUCUACUUUGUAUCAUAAGGUAAAAAGUGUAUUUAGCCAUUCUUUUAGAAAAAAUAAAAUGAAUAGGU